Messenger RNA from Trypanosoma cruzi, 642 nucleotides. RefSeq names its product mucin TcMUCII, putative. Lineage: Eukaryota; Euglenozoa; Kinetoplastea; Trypanosomatida; Trypanosomatidae. The record is from RefSeq and is a predicted model, not a curated record. Bases 1 to 642 code for a protein of 213 amino acids. The transcript has a single exon.
AUGAUGACGAUGUGCCGUCUGCUGUGCGCCCUGUUGGUGCUUGCCCUGUGCUGCUGCCCGUGUAUCUGCACGGCAUCGGUUGUUGCGGAGCGUGUUGUCCCCCGUGAACCGCUCAUACCGCCACAGGGGACAAUUCCAGAGAUCAAGUCUCCGGAUUCAAGUACCCUUGCGGACCAGGAAGGUGUUGGUGCCGGUGCGGUAGAUCAAUCAGUUAAGGCCGUUAAGGAAGGAAUAUCAGGUGAAUUGUCCAGUACAGAAAAUGGAGAAAGGGCAACUGAACAGGCAGAGUCAGAAAGUGUGGACACUAAAUCGAGAGGUUCAACGGAGAAUUCCAGUAAGUCGGUGGUAAAAAAAACAGAGCAGAAUCCGGAAGUGUUAAUACCUAAUGAAGAGGCUAACCUACAGAAAACAAAUACGAAGACCACGACGACCACAACCACAAAGGCACCAAAUACGACUACCACGACCACCACCACUGCGCCAGAGGCACCAAGUACUACGACUACAGAGGCGCCAACCACGACGACCACCCUCGCACCGUCACGACUUCGCAGGAUCGACGGCAGCCUCAGCAGCUCUGCGUGGGCGUGUGCCCCGCUGCUGCUCGCCGCAUCCGCGCUGGCGUACACCGCUGUGGGCUGA